AUGGGUGUUGCCAUUGGGUUUUCCGUAAGUUUCGGAAUUCUACUUUUCGGCAUCAGUGUAACACUUCUAGUCCGUAGAUGGAGAAGAGAUAUAGAAAAGAAAGUGAGGGGGAAGUAUUUCCGGGAGAACCAAGGCCUUCUACUUGAACAGUUACUAUCCUCAGAUGAAAAUGCCACUGAAAAAACAAAGAUCUUCUCUUUGGAACAGCUAGAAAAGGCAACAAACAAUUUUGAUCGCGCACGUAUCCUUAGUGAAGGUGUUGCCAUUGGGUUUUCCGUAAGUUUCAGAAUUCUACUUUUCGGCGUCAGUGUAACACUUCUCGUCCGUAGAUGGAGAAGAGAUAUAGAAAAGAAAGUGCGGGGGAAGUAUUUAUGGGAGAACCAAGGCCUUCUACUUGAACAGUUACUAUCCCCAGAUGAAAAUGCCAUUGAAAAAACAAAGAUCUUCUCUUUGGAAUAG
Miscanthus lutarioriparius is the source of this 459-nucleotide messenger RNA. The record is from the annotation of a GenBank genome assembly. NCBI's taxonomy places the organism in Eukaryota, Viridiplantae, Streptophyta, Magnoliopsida, Poales, Poaceae.